UACAUCCAGCUUAUUGCAUAUAAGUGUGCCAGAGCAAGCAAUGAUUUCGAACGUAGCGAGGGACAAAAUGAUCAAUCAGAAGAUUUGAGAAUUAAAACCAAGACAACAGAUGCAAAUUACAGUGACACAUAAAAUGAAUGGACUUGAGCAGGGCACCACCAGGUUGUGUAACGUCGGCUUUCGCGACUAAUAUUAUUCACCUGAAGACGGCCGCUUGCGUUUUGGCCGAAACGUCGUGACAAUUGUAUCUCAUUAACAUAAUCUAUCUGAGUUACAGAGCCGCUCCUUGUGGGAGGGGACUGCCUGGUACCCCGCGAGUGACGUCAUGUCACCUGCUGCUGCCGCGUGACGUCACGAGGUAACGGAAAGGUGCCGCUCCGCGCGGGAACUGAAAUCUGAGCCCAAGCCCGCCUGAGCUGCUGUAACGCUCUUGUUUACAGAAGCUACCUGCCCACGACACAAGCUGUCGCUUGGUCUGAUGGAGCAAAGGCGCUCAGCACAGCUUGGGACGACAAGUCAACAAUGCGACCAGCGUGGAUACAGCACGGAUCCGACUGGAAAAUUGACACAGCACCAGAGAACACACACGGGAGAGAAACCCUUCAAGUGCAGUGUGUGUGGGAAGACGUUUGCAUGGCCAUCAGUUCUUCAGAUCCACCAGAGAACACACACGGGAGAGAAACCCUUCAAGUGCAGUGUGUGUGGGAAGGUAUUUGCACGGUCAUUUGAUCUUAAAAUACACCAGAGAACACACACGGGAGAGAAACCCUUCAAGUGCAGUGUGUGUGGGAAGGCAUUUGCACGGUCAUUUGAUCUUAAAAUACACCAGAGAACACACAUGGGAGAGAAACCCUUCAAGUGCAGUGUGUGUGAGAAGGCGUUUGCAAAGUCAUCUGCUCUUAUAAUACACCAGAGAACACACACGGGAGAGAAACCCUUCAAGUGCAGUGUGUGUGGGAAGGCGUUUGCACAGUCAUCUACUCUUGUAACACACCAGAGAACACACACGGGAGAGAAACCCUUCAAGUGCAGUGUGUGUGGGAAGGCGUUUGCACUUUCAUCUACUCUUGUAACACACCAGAGAACACACACGGGAGAGAAACCCUUCAAGUGCAGUGUGUGUGAGAAGGCGUUUGCAAAGUCAUCUGCUCUUAUAAUACACCAGAGAACACACACGGGAGAGAAACCCUUCAAGUGUACUCUGUGUGGGAAGGCAUUUUCUGUUUUAUAUCAUCUCGUAAUACACCAGAGAACACACACGGGAGAGAAACCCUUCAAGUGCAGUGUGUGUGGAAAGGCAUUUGCACAGUCAUCUUCUCUCAUAACACACCAGAGAACACACACGGGAGAGAAACCCUUCAAGUGCAGUGUGUGUGGGAAGGCGUUUGCACUUUCAUCUACUCUUGUAACACACCAGAGAACACACACGGGAGAGAAACCCUUUAAGUGCAGUGUGUGUGGGAAUGCGUUUGCAAAGUCAUUUACUCUUGUAAAACACCAGAGAACACACACAGGAGAGAAACCCUUUAAGUGCAGUGUGUGUGGGAAGGCGUUUGCAAAGUCAUUUACUCUUGUAAAACACCAGAGAACUCACACGGGAGAGAAACCCUUUAAGUGCAGUGUGUGUGGGAAGGCGUUUGCACUUUCAUCUACUCUUGUAACACACCAGAGAACACACACGGGAGAGAAACCCUUCAAGUGCAGUGUGUGUGAGAAGGCGUUUGCAAAGUCAUCUGCUCUUAUAAUACACCAGAGAACACACACGGGAGAGAAACCCUUCAAGUGUACUCUGUGUGGGAAGGCGUUUUCUGUUUUAUAUCAUCUCGUAAUACACCAGAGAACACACACAGGAGAGAAACCCUUCAAGUGCAGUGUGUGUGGGAAGGCGUUUGCACAGUCAUCUACUCUUAUAACACACCAGAGAACACACACAGGAGAGAAACCCUUUAAGUGCAGUGUGUGUGGGAAGUCGUUUGCACUUUCAUCUACUCUUGUAACACACCAGAGAACACACACAGGAGAGAAACCCUUUAAGUGCAGUGUGUGUGGGAAUGCGUUUGCAAAGUCAUUUACUCUUGUAAAACACCAGAGAACACACACAGGAGAGAAACCCUUUAAGUGCAGUGUGUGUGGGAAGGCGUUUGCAAAGUCAUUUACUCUUGUAAAACACCAGAGAACACACACGGGAGAGAAACCCUUCAAGUGCAGUGUGUGUGGAAAGGCGUUUUCAGAUUCUUCCAAUCUUCAAGUCCACCAGAGAAGACACACGCAUCAGAAGAUCCACAAGGACUGGAGUCUGAAAUCAGCUUGUGAAAGUCAAAGUGCUGCAAUGAGCCCAUCCCUCAUCAAACAAGAACCGGAAGAAUAUCCCAGCUUGGACACUUUUAAAGGUAUCAAGGUGAAAUAUGAAGAGGUGAAGGUGGGAUAUGAAGAAGUGAUGGUGAAGUGCGAAGAAGUGAAGGUAAAAUGUGAAGAUGAAGGUUCAACUCCAAAAUGGGACCUUCACAUCGAUGGUGGCAACGUGAAGCAGGAGGAGAAUUCUGACUGAGGCAGA
Molecule: messenger RNA, 2554 nt
Organism: Lethenteron reissneri (Far Eastern brook lamprey)
Lineage: Eukaryota; Metazoa; Chordata; Hyperoartia; Petromyzontiformes; Petromyzontidae
Product: zinc finger protein ZFP2-like
Biological process (GO): regulation of transcription by RNA polymerase II
Cellular component (GO): chromatin; transcription regulator complex; PcG protein complex
Molecular function (GO): DNA-binding transcription factor activity, RNA polymerase II-specific; RNA polymerase II cis-regulatory region sequence-specific DNA binding
Source: RefSeq, a predicted model, not a curated record